AUGUCGUUUUUAGGGGUCCCAACUUCGCUCGGCCAUGCGGUACAUAAACUGGCCCUCUGGGUACUUUUCGCCGUCAUCUUCAGCUCCAUCGUAAGAUUCAUAUUGCUCGUCGACCUCAACAAGCGAGUAUACAACCAUGCGCCCGGCCCAUGCCGACUCAUCCACCAAAUCACAAACGGAUCGGCAGGACUAGAAUUCUUGACGGCCGAAAAUCUUGUUUUCAUUACCACUGGGUUGGCAAAAUAUCGAGGUGUUACUAAUACUAAAUCCGGGCUUUUCACCUACUCAUUCCCGCCCCCUUCUGAUCAACCGGUUCGCCAUGAUGCUCAAGAAGUCAAGAUCGACAACUUUUCAUUGCAACCGAAUUGUGUGGAAAGCUUUUCCUACAAUCGCGAGAAGCGGGUGGCCACGCAUCGGAAAUCAAUUUGCGACCCCAAAUUUACGAGUCUACAAGACAUUGUCGUCGUUGGGCCGGAUCGGUUCUUCGUCACAAACACCCAUUAUACCCGUCAUAUACUGUUGCAAACGGCCGAGGCAGCCUUUCAGGCUUCAUCCGGCUCGCUGUAUCUAUUUGACGGUAAAACGGUUUCUUCGGCGGUUCCAUGGCUACCCACGCCGGGCGGGCUGGCCUUUGAUUCAAAGCGGAAUCUGCUCCAUGUUGGGCUGAUUCUAUCUGAGGCAAUCCGUGUCUAUUCCAUUUCCCCUUCGCUGGCUCUGACGCAGAAAACGGAGAUCUCGCUUCUGUCAUCGCCAAUGGGCAUCCAAAUCGAUGAGCAAUCUGGUGAUAUCUGGACAGCGCUAUUGCCAGUUGCCCACGAUGCCUUCUUUCAUCUCUCCGAUCCAGGGGAAGCUAGGAUAAAGGCUGCCUCGCAAGUUCUUAGGAUUCGGAUGCAAGAAGACGGCAUUUCUUGGGUAAUAACCGAGCCCUAUGCGAACGACGGCGCAACAAUUUCCGGUUCGGUUUCUGUCAUCUAUUUCCAAGAACAGAUGCUGAUCGGCUCGUUAUUCGGACGCUUGCUUCACUGCGACGUCGUCAACCCGCUCAUUACG
This is a messenger RNA of Mesorhabditis spiculigera, 1050 nucleotides long. The record is from the annotation of a GenBank genome assembly. Lineage: Eukaryota; Metazoa; Nematoda; Chromadorea; Rhabditida; Rhabditidae.